GAAUUUCAGGCCAAGGCUUCCAUCUGUAUCCCCGCAACCGAGUACAGCGCAACAUGUCAGGACGAGGCAAAGGCGGUAAAGUGAAGGGAAAGGCAAAGUCCCGCUCGUCCAGGGCCGGUCUACAGUUCCCGGUCGGCAGGAUCCACCGUCUGCUCCGCAAGGGCAACUACGCCGAGCGAGUGGGUGCCGGAGCUCCGGUCUACCUGGCCGCCGUCAUGGAGUAUCUCGCCGCCGAGGUUCUCGAGUUGGCCGGUAACGCGGCCCGUGACAACAAGAAGACCAGGAUCAUUCCCCGUCACCUUCAGCUGGCCAUCAGGAAUGACGAAGAGCUGAACAAGCUCCUGUCCGGUGUCACCAUCGCCCAGGGAGGUGUACUGCCCAACAUCCAGGCCGUGCUCCUGCCCAAGAAGACCGAGAAGAAGGCCUAAGUCGCCCGCCAACGCGCGACACAAAGCCGCCCGGCUCCACAAACGGCCUUUUUAAAGGCCACCACAAUAUCACUCGUUUUCACAGUUUACGACUUUAAUAAUCCUAUUUCUCACUCUUGUCGUAUAUUUCCGACAUGUAUCUAGUAAUUACUAUAAUAAUUAUUAGUAAAACUGUCAUUAUUACCAUCACAAAUUACAUAA
Homalodisca vitripennis (glassy-winged sharpshooter) is the source of this 629-nucleotide messenger RNA. RefSeq names its product histone H2A. The record is from RefSeq and is a predicted model, not a curated record. Bases 54 to 428 code for a protein of 124 amino acids. Gene Ontology annotation, cellular component: nucleosome. Gene Ontology annotation, molecular function: protein heterodimerization activity; DNA binding; structural constituent of chromatin. NCBI's taxonomy places the organism in Eukaryota, Metazoa, Arthropoda, Insecta, Hemiptera, Cicadellidae. The transcript has a single exon.